CCAGCCACUUGUCAACCCACCAAUUCGGCCUCAUCAAGAUGUCCAGAUCGAUAUCUCGUGUUUCGGCUCUCAUCAAGCAUAACCGAUCAGCGGCUGGAAGGAACUCGUUGAUCCUAACCACCCCCUCCCUGCGGAACGGCUCCAGUCAUGCUAGUCAUGCCCACUACGGACCGGAGUACGAAACUCAUGAAGGAUUUGGUAAUUCAUUAUUCCUGGCGACUGGGGUCGGAAUCGUCGCAUUAGCCUUGUACCACACCUUUGUUCCGUCAACAUCCGAAAAUGAGCAACGGCUUCUGACUCGUCACUUGGCCCAGUAUUUUUGUCGUGACCCCGAUGAGCUGAAAAAAAUUGACGCCCAUAAUAUGGCUGUUGUUUUCGACGCUGCUGACAAAGCAUACUUCAAAGCAUCACUUGAGCGCCCUUCAAUAAGACGCAUGGCCAACUCUGGUAACUUUGGCAUCGCGUCUCCCUACGGCGUCGUUCCCGGUACUUCAACUGACUUGUCAGACCUUAGGAUCAAGUCCUAUCGUGAUGACUUGCGUAGCCCAGAAGAUGCCUCAGAUUCUCACGACCAGCCUAAUUGAAUCGCAUAGAGAGUUGUAAAUUAUUUCUAGCGUACAUUUUUGGUUGUGGCUGAGACCUUUCUCAGAAAUCCAAUCGAACUGUAUCAUCGAACUGGGUGACCGAGCUCGUAACUAAUAGAUUGGCCAAGGUUGUGAAGUUUUUGGCAUGCUCCACAAGAGGCUUCUAGAAAAUAAGAAAAGGGGGAAACAAUGUGUCACCUCAUGCAUCUCGACUGUUUCUGAUGCAAUCUUGUAGUGCGAAGCUGCUCAUCAUGAAAAUGUUGUUCCAUCAGUACUAAAAUUUCAGUGAAAUUGCAAAAAGAUACCCAUUGAUUUUAUCCAAAAGAGUGGUCCUGCAAAAAAG
Molecule: messenger RNA, 927 nt
Organism: Puccinia graminis f. sp. tritici CRL 75-36-700-3
Lineage: Eukaryota; Fungi; Basidiomycota; Pucciniomycetes; Pucciniales; Pucciniaceae
Exons: 4
Coding region: 39-584 (181 amino acids)
Cellular component (GO): mitochondrion
Source: RefSeq, a predicted model, not a curated record